AUGUCGCCGCCGCGCUUCAACUUUCCACCGGAACGCUACUCCGCCGUUUACACGGGCGACGCGACGUGCGCGAAUGUCGUUAAUUGUACAGCUGCGGGAUGCGAACCCUGCGAUGUGCGUAGUCUUGUCAGCGCUCCCACGUCUGAUCCGUCAACGCCGCCAAGUUCUUUGUUUAGUUGUUUUCAUUGUGCGUUUCGUAAUGGUCUAAACGUUCUCCAUAAGGAUAAACAUGCUGCAAAGAAAAAGGUAAGAUUAGGA
This is a messenger RNA of Iphiclides podalirius (scarce swallowtail), 258 nucleotides long. The record is from the annotation of a GenBank genome assembly. NCBI's taxonomy places the organism in Eukaryota, Metazoa, Arthropoda, Insecta, Lepidoptera, Papilionidae.